This is a messenger RNA of Neohortaea acidophila, 1587 nucleotides long. RefSeq lists its product as uncharacterized. The transcript is spliced from 3 exons. Gene Ontology annotation, molecular function: actin filament binding; phosphatidylinositol binding. The record is from RefSeq and is a predicted model, not a curated record. Gene Ontology annotation, cellular component: actin cortical patch. Lineage: Eukaryota; Fungi; Ascomycota; Dothideomycetes; Mycosphaerellales; Teratosphaeriaceae. The coding region runs from base 137 to 1351 and encodes 404 amino acids. Gene Ontology annotation, biological process: actin cortical patch localization; actin filament bundle assembly.
GUGACACACCUGACCUGCUCCAACCCUCCAUCCUUUCCUUUAUGAGGACGAUAUGAACUGAAACCACCAUUCACGACACACCCCGCCCUCCCCGCAGAAGCAGUCGCCAUCUCCCUUCGCAUCCCCGGCCGCAGCCAUGCCGCCCUUCAUCAACAACCCGCUGCCCUCGUCGAUGCGAAGUGAAUGCAAGAAGGCCGGCCGCAUUCUUGCCUCCUUCGUCGAUCCGCGACAAGCCUUCGGCCCCGACAAGAUCAUCCCGCCCAACAUCCUCGCCAAUGCGAAAGGCCUAGCGAUCUUGACCGUCUUCAAGGCGGGCUUCUUGGGCUCUGGCCGGUUUGGCAGUGGCGUGGUGGUCGCUCGACUGCCGGAUGGUUCAUGGUCCGCGCCCAGCGCAAUCGGCACCGUAGGCGGCGGCUUCGGCGGGCAGAUUGGCUUCGAACUUACCGACUUUGUCUUCAUCCUCAACGACGCCUCCGCCGUCAAGACCUUUGCCCAAGUCGGCUCGCUCACCCUCGGCGGCAACGUCUCCAUCGCCGCCGGCCCCGUCGGCCGCAAUGCCGAAGCUGCGGGCGCCGCAUCGCUCAAGGGUGUGUCGGGCAUCUUCGCCUACAGCAAGACCAAGGGUCUGUUCGCCGGGGUGUCGCUGGAAGGCUCCGUCCUGAUCGAGAGAAGAGAUGCAAACGAGAAGCUGUACAACCGCAAGGUCACUGCACGCGAGCUGCUGGGGGGAAGUGUCCCCGUGCCUCCCCAGGCCGAACCCCUCACCCGCGUCCUCAACUCGCGUGUGUUUGCAGGCACGGGUGGGAGCUGGCAGGAUGAUGCCAUGUACAACGACGUGCCCGUCUACGACGAUGCGCAGGAGGAUGUGGUUUGGCAGGGCCGGACGGGCUCGGCGUACGGCGAAGGCGUGCGAAGCAAUCGGACGGGCAGUAUGGGGGCCGCCGACGACUACGCGUACCGCGACAAGCCGCAGAAGAGCAACACGUGGCAGGAUGAUCCAUACGACCAGGCCUCCAAUCGCAUAAGUGGCUUUGGCCAACUCAAUCAGAACCGCUCGCGCGCAUCUACGCUCGGCGACCAAAGCGACUACGUCUACUCCGACCGCAAAGGCCCCGCACCCGGGCGGCCAACGGCACCGAAGCCGCCCGUCUUUGCGAGCAAGAGCGGUGCGGGCGCCGGGCAGGCCAUUGCGAAGUUCACCUUCGAUGCCGACCAGCCGGGUGACCUGGGCUUCAAGAAGGGCGACAUCAUUACGAUUGUGAAGAAAACGCAGAACGAGACGGACUGGUGGACGGGGCGGAUAGGGGACCGCGAAGGCAUCUUUCCAAGCAAUUACGUCGACGUGGUGUAGGUCUUUGCUGUAUAAGGCGGAGGAUUUGGGAUAGGAACUUCCGUAUUGGGCGUUGAGAGGGCCAAAGGGAUGACUCUGUCGAUUGCCUUAGCGAUUUCCAUUUUAUUAGAGGAGGGCGUGGGCGCAGGGAUGGAAAACAGUUUCCAGUCGAGCGUACGUGAUUGAUGAAUGAUACCGAUCUCACUACGGAUUCCGUCCAAUCCACAUCGUGCCCUGGCUUCGCAGAGUGCCUUCAG